Molecule: messenger RNA, 1964 nt
Organism: Sycon ciliatum
Lineage: Eukaryota; Metazoa; Porifera; Calcarea; Leucosolenida; Sycettidae
Product: sulfotransferase 1C2A-like
Exons: 1
Coding region: 294-1199 (301 amino acids)
Biological process (GO): sulfation
Cellular component (GO): cytoplasm
Molecular function (GO): sulfotransferase activity
Source: RefSeq, a predicted model, not a curated record
AUACAGUACAACAGUUGCGCUCUACUCUGGCUGACGAAACUCUCCACAUUCUGAUCUUUCUAAGCUGCUGGUGCAGGCGUGUGUUGAAUUGAAUUUGAUAAGGCGUUGGAAGUAAUUAUUUCUCAGCUCUAAGCACACUGUGGUGGCGUGUCAGUUUGCCUAGAUAUUGUGGCUUCAUUCAUUGGUAUUCAGUGGUUUGAGGGAUUUGAGGGAAAGACAUAAACAUUCACCGGUAGCAUUAAUAUACUAGUACUAGUAGUAGUAGUGUCGGUUUGAGCGAUCUCGGACUAAAGAUGGACGAUGUGCAAUUGGAAAAGGAGCGCGCAGCGCUUAUUCCUUUCCGGCAGCGCUUCUCUCAGUUCGUCUCUCCUGCCUCGUGGCAAGCCGGAGUAUCGAUGAAAGUGGAGCAGGGAGAUAUCUUCAUCUGCACGCCAGCCAGAUCAGGCACAACGUGGAUGCAGCAGAUCUGCCAUCAGCUGCGAAGUGGCACCGGCGACAUGGACUUUGAGGAGAUAAGCAACGUGGUGCCGUACAUCGAAGGUGCCCUGGACACGGAUGUCAGCCUGGACGGAGAGCAGAGGUUCCCACCCAGGCUGUUUAAGAGUCACUUUUGGCAGCAGCUCGUGCCUACAGGAGGGCGCUACAUCCUCGUUGUUCGUGAUCCCUACGACAUAAGCGUGUCAUUGUUCAAGUUUUUCGAGGGCUGGUUCUUCCAGCAAGGCGAAAUCUCACUGGAGACAUUCGUGACUGAGGAAUUAACAAAGCGGCCUGCUCCGAAAGGCAUCUUCAAUCACAUGGCGUCCUGGUGGCCACGUCAUGCCGAUGCCGAUGUACUGUGGGUGUUCUACGAGGACAUGAAAGAGGAUUUGCAGGCACAAGUGGAGCGUGUGGCCGCCUUCAUGGGCAUCGCUGACCCAGCUGUUAUCUCACAAGCCGUCCACAAGUCAACGUUCGCCUUCAUGAAGGAGCACGAGGAGCAGUUCAGUGAACUCCCACUGAAACGAAAACGAAACGCCGCGUACGGACUAGAACCUGAUGCGGGAAUGGGGCAGGGGAAGAUCUGCGUUGGGGGCGGCCAGCAGCAUCUGCUGACAGAACGCUGCAAAAUAGCCCUUGACGAACAAUGGCGCGAGGUUUGUGAGCCAGUCAUGGGCGCCGCUUCAUACUCUGACUGGAGGGCAGCAUGGAAGAGCAGUUAAGCUGCGAAGUGAACCCGCUCCACAACUACAGUGCUAGCAACUGAAAUCCGACCCCAUAGCGAUGCGUUCACAUUCUAGCGGUCUAUGUUUUCGUAGUUUUACUAUCCCGUGUUGGGUCUUUGCGAUGUGUGCGCACCGCUCAGGGGUCGGAUUUCAGUUGCCAGCACUGUAUAACAAUACCAAGCCAGGAACAGAGAAGAAGCAGUUAGCAGUGUUCAAGCAUUUUUUAUAUUUUUUUAUAUUUUUUUACUAUUAACACAGCCCUACUAGAAACCAGGUGGAGAACAGAAAGAAACGAAGAAUUGGACAAAACAUAGGGAAUGUAAGGAUAACGUGCCGAUGUGCUGGGAGCAACUCAACCGACCAUUGUUGUUAAUUAACCUUGUGGUUUGACGUUUAACGAUUCUUGGUGUAGUGUUGUUUGUUUUGCACGUACCUUCUAUCAGUUAAAAAUGUCCAGGAAGCAGUUUACAUUCGCGAGCGUAAACCUGACCCAUGCAUUCAAAACGAUUAUAAUGAUCACAACGAACACUCACACUCUUUACCUGGCACUCUAGUUGUAUUGUGCACUUGAGUGUGUAUUUUGUUCUCCCUCUUUCUCUUUCCUUACACAUGUGCUUUAUCACGCUCAAAAUGUGUUUUAUCACGCUCAAAAUGUGUUUUAUCACGCUCAAAAUGUUAGUACUUGUACUAUGUUCAUCACCAUGGCAUUGGUCUUACUUCUACAAUAGUAACAUUCACUUGACAUUGACUUUAUUAUUUUGA